This is a messenger RNA of Ceratitis capitata (Mediterranean fruit fly), 2110 nucleotides long. Its product is annotated as saccharopine dehydrogenase-like oxidoreductase. Gene Ontology annotation, biological process: glycolipid biosynthetic process. The transcript is spliced from 8 exons. Lineage: Eukaryota; Metazoa; Arthropoda; Insecta; Diptera; Tephritidae. The record is from RefSeq and is a predicted model, not a curated record. Bases 506 to 1927 code for a protein of 473 amino acids. Gene Ontology annotation, cellular component: lipid droplet; mitochondrion; plasma membrane.
UCUUGUAUAUACGUACGUAGAUAAGUGUAUUAAAAUCACCACAACAUUUAUUCCCGUAUACACACACUGACACAUCCAUCGUUAUGCAGAAAUACUCCGCCAGUAAAUAACAGUAAUAAAGCGCUUGCGCUCUCAAAAUAUAUAAAACUUUAUGCCAUCGUUACCGAAUUGUUAGUAAUGUUAUUUGUUUAAGUUUGUUGCGCUCAAAUAACUCGAAAUGAUUUAUUGCUGUUAUUUGUUUAAAGACUGCAAAACGCUCGAGCUAAAGCAUUUUCCUAGGAGGAGUAAGAGAGUUUAUACAAAGUUUGUAGGUGAAUAAAUGAGACAGCGUUCAAAUCACAACUUCAUGAACUGAGGCGGGUCCCGUACGGCAAAUAUAUUUAAUAAGUGGCAAGACUGGUGCAGCUCAGUUCCCUGGGAAUAUAUAUGUGCCUUCAUUUCUUGUGUGUAUUCAUGUAUAUGUUUGUGAAAACAGCGUUUAAUAAAUUAACUUAAUUUAAAUAUAAUGGCUGAUGAAUUUGAGAAGUUUGAACAAUCCAAAGAUUCUGAUGAUUCUUUGGACUCUGCAGCACCUGUAGAAUCUGAACAAACUGAAAAUUCUGAAAUAUCGAAAGAGAGUGAAGAAUCUGAAGAUGAAGAAAUAUUGGAUGUAAUUAUAUUUGGCGCGUCCAGCUCUGUUGGUAAAAGUGCGAUGGAGAGCGCGAUUGAAGUGUUGGAUGGUUUAACUUGGGGUAUUGCGGGGCUGGAAAUGAAAAAUUUGAAAAUGGCCUUGAGUGAAGUCGAAGAAAAAACUGGCAAAAACCUCAGCGACAUAUCGAUAUAUGAAGUUAAUGUCCAUGAUCCAAAUUCUGUAAGGGAAAUGGUACAAAACUGCAAGGUCCUCGUUAACUGUGUCGGCCCCUUUAUGUUCCUGGGUGAAUUUGUUGUGAAACAAUGUAUUCUCGCCGGCACACAUUAUGUGGACGUUAGUCAUGAGCCAAUUUUUACCGCUCUCAUGACCAUAAUAUACGACCAAUGGGCCAGGGAAAAGGGCGUUUAUGUGAUCCCUUCUUGUGGAUUCAUUGCAGUUGCAGCAGAAAUGGGUGUCGUAUUUGCGCAAAAGAUGUUUCCAGGCAUUAUAAAUUCCAUCGAGUCCUUUUGGGAGAAUAACGUUUAUUAUAAGGACAAAUCUUCGAAAGCUGUGCUGGCUACGGGCGCGUGGGACAGCUUUGUCUAUUCACUCAGAACCGCCAACGAUGCUUUCAUAUACCAAAUGGCGCUGAAACCUAAGGAUUAUCCUCAUUUGUUGCCACGAUGGGGAACGCGUCCGUUGCCACAUAAGAUUCCCCGGCUGGAGAGUAAUUUUGUGCCCUUCAAUGGGGGAGAUCGUAAUAUUGUUAUGAAUAGCCAACGCCUGUGGUUUAAAUAUGAGAGAAAACGACCAAUACAAUAUAAAAACUAUAUUGGAUUCAAAUCCAAAUUACAGGGCUACUUCGUACCACUUUUCUUGGCUUUCAUCUCCCUGUUAGCACAAUUCACUCGCACAACGAGAUUUCUAUUAAGUUAUGUGACAUUUUUUACUUUCGGAUUUAUAACCGCUAGCGGUCCCACCGAGCGCAAUAGGAAUUCUCAUCACUAUAAAAUAACAUUCAGGAGCAUAGGCUGGCACAAAACUGAAUGGAUCUCCAAGAAAAAGCCCGCUUUACAAAUGUGGACACAGGUAACUGGUUACAAUCCUUUCUAUGGUGCGAAUUGUGUCGCCGUGUUAACGUCAGCGAAAAUGAUUUUACAGGAGGAAAAUAAAAUUCCUGGGAGGGGCGGCGUGCUCUCACCAGGCUAUGCAUUCGCCAGAACCACUCUACUAGAUGAAUUGCAGAAGUACAAAAACGGUAUGAAAUUCGAAACGGUAUCUGUGAGAUGCAAGGAACGUGACUUCUUAGACGUCUAAGUUCGCUAAGCUUUGGUGAAAUAGCACAAUGUGUGGAUUAACUCAGGAAAUUAAAUUAUAAGCUGUUUUCAAUUGAAUCUUUAUACAUACAUACUCGUACUAUUAUAUAGGUACAUAUACGAAAAUGUUAUGUGCAAUUCAAAUGUGAAUUUAUGUUAAUAAAAUAAUCUCAAUUGCAUGUGA